AGCCGGCCAUCGACACUGAAGAAACCCGUGACCAUGGCUGCGCUCGCAAGCAAGCAGCAAUCACAAAAGAUUUUCGAGAAGCUCAAGACCAAGCAGGCAAACAAAAUAUGCUUUGACUGCGGACAGAAGAACCCAACGUGGACGUCCGUUCCAUUCGGGAUCUAUCUUUGCCUCGACUGCUCCUCGAACCAUCGCAAUCUCGGAGUGCACAUUUCUUUUGUGCGCUCCACAAACCUCGAUCAAUGGCAAUGGGACCAACUGCGCGUCAUGAAAGUGGGUGGCAAUGAAUCGGCCACCAAAUUCUUUCAGCAGAACGGAGGAUCCGCCGCCUUGAACAGCAAGGACCCCAAGACCAAGUAUCAUUCGCCCGUAGCGACCAAGUACAAGGAGGAGCUGAAGAAACGAGCGGCGCGGGACGCCAAGGAGUACCCCGAGGAAGUCGUCAUCACUGACGGCACCGAUGCAGGAGACGGCACAAACACUCCCGCUGGGGAGCCGGACGACGAUUUCUUCUCCUCAUGGGACAAGCCUGCGAUCAAGAAGCCCACGCCUCCGGUCUCACGAACGGCUACCCCGCCAGUAGUGGGAAGGACGCCAUCCCCCUUCCUCACUACCGGUGGCGCCAACGGGAAGGACAUCGCUCGUACUCCCUCGCCGCUCGCCAAGCCCGCAGACUCCGCCGCCAAGCCCGCCGCCAGCCGUAUCACUCACUCGUCGGCCCUUAAGAAAACGACGGGCGCAGGCCCCAAGAAGGCAAAUGUGCUCGGAGCGAAGAAGACUACCAAGCUCGGGGUGAAGAAGGUCAACGCCGAAGUCAUUGACUUUGAUGAAGCCGAGAAGAAAGCUAAGGAGGAGGCCGAAAGGAUUGAGAAGCUUGGUUACGACCCAGAUGACAUAGAUACCACUGCUCCGAAGAAGGUUGGCGGUGCCAAGGCCGAGUCGAGCGGUGCUGGCAUCCUGGCGCCUACACCUGUCAGCCCAGCACGAGGUGGAUACGGUUCAUCGGGCCACAGCAGGGAGAAGUCUGCAUCCGAGAUGGAGAGACUUGGUAUGGGCAUUGGCAGGCUAGGAUUCGGCCAAGUUGGUGGCAACAAGCCCGCCGCGGCAGCGCAGCAAAAGAAGGGCGGCGGCUUCGGAUCGGUUGGCCCUAUCAAGGCGACUCCGGAAGCCGACGAGGAGAAGUAUGCGCGAAGCAAAUUCGGUUCGCAGAAGGCCAUCUCCUCGGACGAAUUCUUUGGCAAGGGCUCCUAUGACCCCAACGCCCAGGCCGAGGCCAAGACACGGCUGCAAGGCUUCGAAGGUGCCUCGGCCAUCUCUUCUAACGCCUACUUCGGCCGGCCCGAGGAGGAAGAGGCCGAAGAGUAUGGCGAUUUGGAGACCGCUGCCAAGGACUUCAUUCGCAAGUUUGGCCUCACGCGGGGUGAUGACCUCGAGAACCUCACUGCAGUGCUUGGAGAAGGCGCAACGAAGCUGCAGGGGGCUAUUCGCAGCUAUCUCGGCAGCUAG
Pyricularia pennisetigena is the source of this 1506-nucleotide messenger RNA. RefSeq lists its product as uncharacterized. The transcript is spliced from 5 exons. The record is from RefSeq and is a predicted model, not a curated record. Gene Ontology annotation, molecular function: GTPase activator activity. The annotation marks the transcript as partial. Gene Ontology annotation, biological process: COPI coating of Golgi vesicle. NCBI's taxonomy places the organism in Eukaryota, Fungi, Ascomycota, Sordariomycetes, Magnaporthales, Pyriculariaceae.